AUGGCGAUCACCGACAAACAUGGGAGGGACACCGUGCAGGCAGCGGAGGCUGCCCACGCCCAAGCUGUCGUUAAUGCUGCUACUGAAAAAUUAGAAGAGGAAGAUCAAUGUGAAGAAGCCUCGCCUUCACCACUCGAGCAGAUGGUGCUCACCGAGGACAUGUGCUAUGACAAACUCGGAUACUCAUUCAGCGAAAGAAAGAAGUGGACCAUCAUCGCUGUGAUCUUUUUCGUGCAAGUCUCCAUGAACUUCAACACUUCCCUUUAUUCGAAUGCCCUCGGAGGAAUUUCUGAGGAGUUCGGCGUCUCCAUGCAGGCCGCGCGAUGCGGUGCUAUGAUUUUCUUGGUUCUCUACGCCUUCGGAUGUGAACUCUGGGCUCCAUGGAGUGAAGAGCUGGGUCGCAAGCCUAUUCUUCAGGCGUCUUUGCUCUUUGUGAACAUCUUCCAACUCCCCGUCGCUUUGGCCCCCAAUUUCGCCUCCAUCAUGGUUGGUCGUGCCCUGGGUGGUCUUUCCUCCGCGGGUGGCUCCGUCACGCUGGGAAUGGUUGCCGAUCUGUGGGAGCCCGAUGCGCAACAAUACGCCGUGGCCGCCGUCGUCUUCUCCUCCGUUGGUGGUUCCGUGCUCGGACCUGUCGUCGGUGGUUUUGUUGAGGCUUUCUUGCCAUGGCGGUGGGCCAUUUGGAUCCAGCUGAUCUUCGGUGGUGCGGUUCAAAUUAUGCACUUUUUCCUAGUGCCCGAGACCAGAACCACUGUCAUGAUGGAUCGCAUCGCCAAGGACAUGCGCAAAUCUGGUGAAAAUCCUCACAUCUACGGUCCUACUGAAGGCAUGACCUUCCGCGAGCGUUUCCCUCUCCAUGAGCUCACGUCCAUCUGGAUCCGUCCCUUCAAAAUGUUCCUCACCGAGCCCAUUGUGCUGGUGCUUUCAUUGCUGAGUGGUUUCAGUGACGCUCUGAUUUUCAUGUUCAUUCAAUCUCUUGCUCUCGUCUAUGAUCAGUGGGGUUUCAACACCUGGGAGAAGGGUCUGGCUUUCAUUCCAAUUGUCAUCGGCUACUUUAUCGCCUGGUUCUCGUUCUUCCCGGUCAUCAAGCGCAACAUCAAAGAACGCCGCGAUCACCCAGAGAGUGAACGUGCUCAGUAUGAGUCCCGUCUGUGGUGGUUGCUCUACACUGCGCCCUGCCUCCCGAUUGGUCUGAUCGGUUUCGCCUGGACCAGUCUGCCCACAACUCACUGGAUUGGAUCUAUGAUUUUCGCUGCCAUCAUUGGUAUCGCCAACUACGCUAUCUACAUGGCCACCAUUGACUACAUGAUCUGCGCCUACGGACCAUACUCUGCAUCCGCGACCGGUGGUAACGGGUGGUCGCGUGACUUCCUUGCUGGUGUUCUCACCAUUCCGGCCACACCAUUCUUCGAAAACAUCGGCGGCGAAAGGCACCUCGAAUAUGCUUCCACUAUUCUCUUCUGUAUCUCAGUACCCCUUGUUGUUGCCGUCUACAUCAUCUACUGGAAGGGCCCUGCUCUGCGCAAGCGCUCUCCAUUCGCCCAGCAGCUUGAGGAUGCUCGUGUACAAUUGCACACCAACAUCGAGAGCCGACGUGGAUCCAAGAUCCCCGAAUCAUCCCGCGCCAACUCCUGGGCCCGAUCCCAGCAAGACCUCCGCAUCCGUCCCACUAUCGGCAGCCGCGCUAACUCACGGGUCAACUCGCAGGCCAACUCGCGCGUCAACUCACGCCGCAACAGUGUUGUCAAUGCUUAG
Messenger RNA from Penicillium soppii, 1752 nucleotides. RefSeq lists its product as uncharacterized. Gene Ontology annotation, biological process: transmembrane transport. The transcript has a single exon. The record is from RefSeq and is a predicted model, not a curated record. The coding region runs from base 1 to 1752 and encodes 583 amino acids. NCBI's taxonomy places the organism in Eukaryota, Fungi, Ascomycota, Eurotiomycetes, Eurotiales, Aspergillaceae. Gene Ontology annotation, molecular function: transmembrane transporter activity.